This is a messenger RNA of Cynara cardunculus var. scolymus (artichoke), 1942 nucleotides long. RefSeq lists its product as uncharacterized. The transcript is spliced from 6 exons. Lineage: Eukaryota; Viridiplantae; Streptophyta; Magnoliopsida; Asterales; Asteraceae. The record is from RefSeq and is a predicted model, not a curated record. The coding region runs from base 166 to 1770 and encodes 534 amino acids.
GAGAAUCCAGUUGAUUGACGUAAAAAUCAGUUCGAUUCUUCAUCUCACUCUCAAAUCGACCGAGGUCCUCUGUUAAUCUAUCAAUCCCCAGGAACAACAAGAACCCUAGUUGUUAGGGUAAUCUCAAAUUUUCAUCUGAGGGACUAUUUAUUUUCUGUGAAAUUCAUGCAAUUUCACUCGAUCAAUCAAGAAUCAGAAAUGGACGAGAAAACGAAGAAGCAGAAAAAGGGCGCCAUUAGUGAAGAAGACGUAUCCACCAUCUUACAAAGGCAUACAGCUACAACAGUGCUAGCUUUGCUUCAGGAAGUGGCUCAAGUUCAGGAUGCAAAGAUUGACUGGAAUGCAUUGGUGAAACGAACUACUACUGGUAUCACAAAUCCAAGGGAAUACCAAAUGCUAUGGCGCCAUUUGGCUUAUCGCGAUCCAUUAGUUGAAAAUUUAGAAGAAGAAGCUAAACCUUUGGAUGAUGAUAGCGAUUUAGAAUAUGAGCUGGAAGCUUUUCCACCUGUCAACAAUGAGGCUUUAAUGGAGGCUGCAGCAUGUGUGAAGGUACUCAUAGCUUCUGGUUCAGCAUGCGGCUCUGGCUUAGAAAAGGGCUUGACCAUUGAGGCUCCAUUGACUAUAAAUAUACCUGAUGGGAAGUCAGCCGGAAAUCCAUCUGAAAAUCCACAAGUUGCUAGUAAUGUGAGAGGGACCAACAUCACAGUUCCAGUUUCUGUUCAGAAACAGCCACUCCCAACAGUUGCAUCUACCGAAGGAUUGGAUACAAAUGGUUGUGCAAGUUCCAGCUUGCCACCUCGGAGGAAAAGAAAACCAUGGUCUGCAGCUGAGGACAUGGAACUGUUCUCUGCAGUGCAGAAAUGUGGUGAAGGGAAUUGGGCAAACAUCUUAAAAGGAGAUUUUAAGGGUGAUAGAACUGCUUCACAGCUAUCUCAGAGGUGGAAUAUCAUCAAGAAGCGAAAUGGUAACUCAAACAUCAGGACUGGAUCACAACUUUCUGAGGUACAUCUAGCAGCUCGGCGGGCACUUAACAUGGCCCUCGAUCAGCCUGGAUUGGAUAAUUUGAAGUCAUCUUCUUCACUUGGUAGGACGAAAUCAAGCAUCACCUCAAAUGCUUCCGCACGUCCUAUUGUAGCCGACACUCCAUCCACUAGCACCCUUCCUCAAGAUCUGGCCUGCGAAGACUCGACCCCAAUAAAAACGUUUUCUAAAACCCGACCAAAAACAUCACCAAAGCCUCUUGCCAAUGGGCCGGAUGCAGUGAAAGCUGCUGCAGUUGCUGCUGGGGCCCGCAUUGCUACCCAAUCGGCUGCUGCAGCUAUAUUGAAGCAACAGCUAAAGAGCGCCAUCCACAUCAAAACAAGUGUUACUGGCAACACUAGAACGUCACCUGGUGCCAACUUUCGUGACCUUCAUUCACCAAACGCAAAUGUGGGACCCAUAUUGAAUCCGAGCAGCACUGGCCCGGAAAUGAACGGUAUUGCCAUUUCCACCUCACCAAAGAGAAUACAAGAAGAUGAAACUGCUAUUUCAGGAAAUGCACAAGAUGAAUCUUCAAGUAGAGCAGAUGCAGAAAAUGGGAAUCUUGGAAGACUUGAGGCUUCGGCUUCAAAUACAAAUAUUCAGGAUACUUCAGAAAAGGAAGGUAAACCAUUUGCAGCCAUUGAACGUAGGAUUAGUGGUGAUGGUGAAGUUGUGAUGGUGGAAAGUGGUGAGAAUGAAAGCGUUAAACAGGACCAUCGAGAAGUCGAAAGCAAAGAUGGAGUUUAAGUGAUGUAACAGCUAGAAGUAGGAGUUUCCAGAUUAGAUGAAAACUUUGUUUCUGGUUUGAUAUUUUAUCAGUCUCCUUUGUCUGUUGAGUGAUGCAUUCACAGUUGUAUUCAGUUUUGUUAGGAAGUAGCUUUACUUUGAAAUUAGCAAUAGCCUGAUGCUUUUUUUGGUC